GGUUAAGCCGUAGGUAAUUGGUCGUUGGUGUUUCCCCUUCUCCCCCUCUCAGCGGCCAUCUGGGGACUCGGGUCCGACUCUGUGGUGACUGUCCUGCGGUGAGCUGCUCCAACUUUGUCCGGGGUCAGAGGCAGAAUACAGGCGGGGACUUCACGGUGCGGUUUCACGGCUCUUCCUGGUGGACGUGUGCAACAGGAGGUGACUGACUGAGCGGACAUUUACCGGAGCUGAAACUUUUUUCCAACCUCAGGAGACCGUUUGGAGGAGGGAAAAAUCAAGAAAAAUGGCAGACAGCGAGGAGCAUCAAGUUUCUUCCACCACUCCUAUGUUCAACGACGAGGUGCACCAUUACCAGGCCGAACCGGACCACUACCUCCUGGAUGACGACAUUGUGGACCUCGUUGGCGGGGCUAAAGACGCUUUGGAGCGGCACCGAGCUGAAGAUAGUGUUCCUGACGACUUCACGCAAACUUCCCUCCCUGAUCUAAAGGAGACGGUAACGUUACCGGAGCCAGCCCUCAAACCGGCAGUCCCAGACUCCACCAGCCCAGCUUCUGCCCACGAGGAGCCUGAAGUGGCCGCUCCCAAAGCCGAGCCGGCGAGUACAAAGAUCGCACCGGAGCCAGAACCUGCCCCCGAGAGCGACGCCCUCCCAGUGGCCGAACCCCGAGAAGCAGCGCCAUCCCCCGCAGAGGCAGCAGAGCGAUCUGCGGUGACAGCGCAACCAGCGGCUCCCGCGUCGUAUGUACCUUCUUCUUCUUCUAAAGCUCAGCCUCAUCCUCUGAUGCACUUCCCUACAGCACUUGGGCAGAAGGGUGAUUCCCCUGCUCCCAUCUCUCCCAUCUCCCCUCUCCACUCCCCCGACUCUCUGGAAGAGCUCUCUUUGACCGAGAGUCCCAACCAGCCCCCUGCUUCAGGAUCUGCUGCACCCCUGGGCUCCUUCUCCACUGAACCCCCUGCUACUCUUUCCAAGGACAUGCCUUGGGGGGGUGACUCUGGACCAGGCAGUAGUAAGAAUAAGGAAGACCCUCUAGAUCCAUUAGCUGGUCCUUACCUGAGUUUAGGGAAAGACCCAGGGCCUCAUAAUCCGUGCGAAGACAGUGGCAUUUCCUUUUCGCCUGACGAGAAGCUGAUUAGCUCAGACAGGUCUUCCACUGGCCCCUCCCCCGUGAAUCCCCAGAUGAUGGUCCCUGAGUCUCACGUUGCCUCCUCUAACCCAACAGAGCACUGGGAUUCACCAUACCUAGCUUCUCAAGACAACACCAAGCCCUCAAUGGAUUCCUUCCCCAAGGACACGGCCUCCAUUAACCCCCCAAGUUUUGAGCCAGACCUGCACGGCAACCAGUCUGACGAAGAAGAUGACUUGAUGUACGAGGUGAAGAAGAACAAUAACCCAUUUGAUGGCUUUUCCCCACUUGCGGACAGCGGCUACUCACAUUUUGGAGACUCCAAGUCAGACAGCAGAGCAUCUAAAAUGUCCGAUAGUCCAACUCCCGAUCUGGUCCAGUAUGGGCAGAUUGGAGAAUCCCAGGAAAAUCUACCAUCUUUCUUGGAUGAGGGAAAAACAUUUGAGCCCAGCAAGAUGACUGCCGACUCACUCAUGCAAUCGAUGAAUCAGUUCUCAUCUGGUCUCAGAGAUGAUGAUGAUGAUGAUGAAGAGGAAGAGGAGGAUUCUGCUCUGCCGCCUUCGCUUCCAGACAUCCUGAAGUCUUCCCCGCUCAACCCCGACAAACUAGACUCCGGCUCCUCUGAGGGAAGUCCGGAGGAGCAGAGCCCCAUCCUCGAACGAAGGAUGAUGGAGUCACCCAAUCCUCCGAUCAAUCUGUCUGCUAAUAACCCCUUUGCUUUUGAGGCUAAAGUUUCCCUGCUGAAAGAGAUGACUGAGGAGAUGGAGGGGAGAGCUACAGAUAAAGAAAAAGCAGAAGAUGACAAAACCUUUGGCGCAUUUGAUCUCGUCAAAGAGGCCGAGGAAACUACCCCAACUAAAGCAAAAGAAGAGGAACCUGUCAAGAUUCAACAGAAAGAUUGGUUUUCAAGCCACGAUUCUCCCAAAAUGACCGGAAAGUUUGAGCCACUCGACUUCCAGAAUAAGAAGACCCCUGCUGAGGAUUCGGAUUCAGAGUCUCCAACAGCAGACUCCCUUUCGCCGGUCUUGGAAGCAAUGGCAAAGAACCCUGCCAGCUUCCAGGUGGAAACUGACAAGAAGGACCUGAAGAUGGAGCUGGAGGAGCCGGAGAUGGCCGAGGAGGUCUCCGAGCAUGAAGUCUCCUCUGAGGAAUUUGAAUUCAUCGAAAGACCACCUAGGGGUGUUAUUGACGAGUUUCUCGAAGCUCUGGAUACUUCCAAGUUUGCAGCCUCCAAGCCCCCGGAGAUCCCCAUGGAUGAUGAUCUCAGCUUUGGACAAAAGGAUCCAAUCGCAAAAGUAGCCCCGCCCCCGGAGGUUGAAGAAGAAGCUCCAAGUCAGAGCUCCUACCGCCUCCUCACACAGGCCUCCCCCCAAAAAAGCAAGGCUGAGCUGGAGAAGCUCGACAUCCAGCAGCCCCCACCCCCCCAAGCUCCUACCACCCAUUCCCCUGUUUGCAAACCAGAGGAGCCAGCGGCGAAGAAGAGCGCGGAGGGCGGCAAACCGUUUAAGAUGCCAAACCUGAACAUAAGAGCAGUGGUGGAUCUCCUCUACUGGCGUGAUGUGAAGACCACGGGCGUGGUGUUCGGCGCCGCCCUGCUGCUGCUCCUCUCCCUGACGGUGUGCAGCAUCGUGAGCGUGUGCUCCUACAUCUGCCUGGCCCUGCUCUCAGUCACAAUCUGCUUCAGGAUAUACAAAGGCAUCCUGCAGGCCAUCCAGAAGUCAGAUGAGGGACACCCAUUCAAGCAGUAUCUGGACCAGGAGGUGGCGCUGUCUGAAGACAUGGUCCACAAGUACAGCGACAUGGUUCUGGCCAAGCUCAACAAGACCAUCGGUGACCUGAGACGCGUGUUCCUGGUCGAGGACCUGGUCGACUCCAUCAAGUUCGCCGUGUUGAUGUGGAUCCUGACCUACGUCGGCGCCUUGUUCAACGGCCUCACUCUUCUUAUUCUGGGUGUGAUCGCAGUCUUCAGCUGCCCGAUCAUCUAUGAAAAGCACCAGGCUCAGAUCGACCAUUACCUGGCUCUCGUCAACAACCAGAUCAAAGACGUCGUUGGAAAGAUCCAGGCGAAGGUGCCCGGGAUGAAACGCAAGACAGAGUGACGGAAACAGGAAGUGGGAGUUGGAUUCAGGAAGUCCUGAGCCAGAUGAUUUGAUUGAAGGAUGGGGGUGUGUGGGUGGGUGAGGGGAGACGGGGUGGAUAUGAAGGAAGGCUGGAGGAGGGGGAGGGGUUUGGCGUGGACGCAGCCCUUCCAACUGCAUUUGUCAAAAUAAUAAAACAUUUUUUCCAGUUCAGAAUUCCUUUUAUGUUUUUGUUUUCUGGGAAAGUUGCAGCCGUGUGACGACUCCGAGGUCGGCGCGAUGAUUUUUCACGUCCCCCUCCCGUUUGAUUUUUCUUUUUAAAGUCGAGUUUUGAAAUGUUUGUUUCUGCGCUUGAAGAAACGCAUUUGGAUCUUGAGCGAACCCUCGCUCCCUCCACCCGGCGCGCUGUGGGAGGUCGGCUGCUCCUCGGCCGGGUUCGGGGGAUCCGUUUUCUGUUUUUGACUUUAGGUUUUCCAGCUGAAGGGUUCGUUUUCGCGUCGGCUGCGGUCGACGAGCGCGAGCGGCCGGCGGCGCCUCUGUUUUUGUUUCUUUUGGUCUGAAUAUUCUCGCUGAUUUUCGGUGUAUUUUUGUGAUUUCCUGUCGUGUCCCUGAAGCUUGGAGCUCGUUCCUCGGUACGCCGGUUUCGCCUCGAUGUGACGAACGACGGAUUCGCGAACGACGUCUUUGACUCCUGAUGAGGCAGCGGGGGGAGGGAGGAGGGUCGUACUACCUUUUAAAAUCUUCAUCGCUUCUGAGUAACUCUAGUUAGAAACAUCUAGAAAUCUUUGCCGGACGAUUUAAACACAUUAAUUACAUAAAAGUCGUUAUUUCCACGUCAUCGCAGCCGUCUAGAGACAAACUCUGGAAGGAACGUUUACAUUCAUCAACAUCAGAAAAUAUUUAAAAAGAUUAAAAAGAACCAUCCAUGGGAUUAAAGUAAGCAUUCUGUCUGUGGAGCCGUUAUCUUAAUAAAGUUGCAACUUGAUGUGACUUUUGGGAAACCUUCAAGCAUUUGUUUGUUAUGCAAGUAUAAUUGUGAAUGAUAAACUUCAUACUUCAAUUGUGACGAUAAAAAGCUUCCAGCCGGGAGCCGUGUUUGUGGAAUGCAUUGUGAGAUGUAAACAAUUAUCAAUAAAGCUUCUAGACGAAA
Pundamilia nyererei is the source of this 4355-nucleotide messenger RNA. Its product is annotated as reticulon-1-A. The record is from RefSeq and is a predicted model, not a curated record. The transcript is spliced from 9 exons. Bases 284 to 3226 code for a protein of 980 amino acids. NCBI's taxonomy places the organism in Eukaryota, Metazoa, Chordata, Actinopteri, Cichliformes, Cichlidae. Gene Ontology annotation, cellular component: endoplasmic reticulum membrane; postsynaptic density; neuron projection. Gene Ontology annotation, biological process: endoplasmic reticulum tubular network formation; brain development; neuron differentiation.